This is a messenger RNA of Cylicocyclus nassatus, 1220 nucleotides long. The record is from the annotation of a GenBank genome assembly. NCBI's taxonomy places the organism in Eukaryota, Metazoa, Nematoda, Chromadorea, Rhabditida, Strongylidae.
AUGUGGUGCACUUCGUGUAGGAAGCGAAGACUUCAAAGAAUGGUAGCUCAGUUGAUUAGUGGGACAGAGAUCUCAAAACAAUUGCUUGGUGAAGUGGCCGAACAGCUGAAACUCAAGAAAGAGAAUAAUCCAUCCUUUCGAGCGGUGUUAGCUAUCGUACAGGUGGGAAAUCGCUCAGAUUCGAAUGUAUAUAUCGGCGCUAAGAUAAAAAAGGCGGCUGAAAUUGGAGCAGAAGGAAGACUCAUCAAAUUGCCUGAUACUUUGACACAAACUGAGCUGGAGGCAGAAAUCGCCAAACUAAAUGCAGACGAUGAUGUAGACGGCAUUAUUGUACAGUUGCCGCUGGACUGCAAGAAUCCAAUCGAUGUAGAUGCGGUCAUCGACAAAAUCCACCCUCUGAAAGAUGUAGACGGCCUGACCAGGGAAAACGCUGGUCGUUUAAUGCGUGGCGAGUUGCAGCGCACAAUCAUCCCGUGUACGCCAAAUGGAUGCUUGUAUCUCGUCCAAAAAGCAACAGGUGAUCCGGACUAUGUCCGCGGUAAGAAUGUUGUGGUGUUGGGCCGUUCGAAGAUUGUUGGUUCGCCCGCUGCAGCUCUAUUCAUGUGGCACCACGGAACAACCACAAUUUGUCACUCAAGAACUAAGGACAUCAAGGAACACUGUCUCAGGGCUGAUAUCCUCAUUGUUGCAAUAGGAAAGAAACAGUUUGUGAAAGGAGACUGGAUCAAGCCUGGGGCAGUUGUGAUUGACUGUGGCAUCAACGUCGACGAAGCCACUGAGCCCGGAAAGAAAAACAAGCUUUAUGGAGAUGUUGAUUUUGAAGCAGCCAAAGAGGUUGCCGGUUACAUCACUCCCGUGCCUGGAGGUGUUGGCCCUAUGACGGUGGCCAUGCUUAUUCGAAAUACCUAUCAACAAGCUUUACGCAGAAGACUGCACGAAGAUAAUGGUGUUUGAACAUGCCUUUAUAUUUUGGGUAGUCCUGUUUCAGCCACUUCAGCCACUUGUUCUUUUAUUUAGCUUCUCCUUUUGUACCUGAAAAUUCUGAGGUUUAACUGGUUACCGGCCAUUCACUUGUUGUUCCAUUCAAUAUUGAAUUGAUAUAAAGACUUCUAUCUCUGAAUGUGGAAAAAAAUCAGCAUGUUCUAUCACCACAUUGUUACAAACUGAAGUAUAUUUUGAGUCCACGCUUAAAGUCAUAAUUCCAAUAAAGUUCGGAUACC